Daldinia loculata is the source of this 2028-nucleotide messenger RNA. Its product is annotated as aspartic peptidase domain-containing protein. The transcript has 2 exons. Bases 237 to 1709 code for a protein of 490 amino acids. Lineage: Eukaryota; Fungi; Ascomycota; Sordariomycetes; Xylariales; Hypoxylaceae. The record is from RefSeq and is a predicted model, not a curated record. Gene Ontology annotation, molecular function: aspartic-type endopeptidase activity. Gene Ontology annotation, biological process: proteolysis.
AUCAUCGGCGCGUGGCGACCAGUCAUAAAACUAGGCCCCGGCUAGCUUCUUACCUAGAUCAGCUUGGUGGAUCGUACCCUUGGACCGGGUUGCCUGGGAUCUGCCUAGGACCUGUCUGGAUCUGCCUACCUCUCUGCCUUGAUAAUAGUGUAGGUAUCUUGCGUCUAACGUCUAUUCCUUCUCACCUCCUAAGCCGGUGUUUUCUUUGCUUCGAGUAGUUGUCGUGUCCGUUCGCUAUGAGGUUCCUUUCAGCUCUCGCUACCGCGUCCAUCGCGUCUAUCGCGGUGGCUACCGACAAUACAAAUUCCCCAAAAGUCAUCCCCGUCAGCUUUGGCAGAUCGACGAACAGACAGCCCGCGCUCCAUAGACGUGCCGGUACCUAUUCGCAAGAACUGAACAACAACUUAACCGGUGGUGGUUACUACGCUCAAGUCACCGUGGGAACACCUCCUCAAACUGUCGACUUAGUUGUCGAUACUGGGAGUAGCGAUGUCUGGAUAUUAGAUAGCCGCGCGAACCUCUGUCGUUCCAAGACAAUGCAGAACUACUACGGAUACUGUUUAUCCACGUAUGAUCCUUCUAAGAGUUCGACCUACUCUAUCGUUUCUCAAGACGAAUUCAGCAUUCGCUAUGUCGACGGUUCAGGGGCCGAAGGCGACUACAUUCGGGACACCUUCAGCAUUGGUGGAGCUGACAUCAAAAAAUUACAGAUGGGCCUAGCCGAGAAUUCCACCAUUAACUCAGGCCUUUUGGGUAUAGGGUUCGCUGCUAACGUUGCCUCCCGGACGCCGUAUCCAAACAUUAUGAGUUUGUUUGAAGAUCAAGAUCUGAUUGCUAUCCAAGCUUAUAGCUUGUAUCUGGAUGAUCUAUACGCCGAGACUGGAACAAUCCUAUUUGGCGGCUUAGAUACUCAGAAAUUUAUCGGCAAGCUUAAGAUCGUCGAUAUUGAACCGGACCGCACCGGCAAUUACUCCUCCUUCACCGUCCCGCUCUCAUCUUUGACCACGACCGCCGACAAUGGCACAAUAACUAACUACACCCGAUCUACCGUCUCGGUCAUCCUCGAUUCAGGUACUACUCUGACUUAUGUUCCCUACACUAUGGCGAACCGCAUCUUUCGCGCCUUUGGUGCCGUAGACGACACCUCUGGAACAGGACUUGUCUACAUUAACUGCGAACAUCUGGACAACAAGAAUUUCACUUUUGAUUUCCAGUUCGGCGGCAAUGACGGCCCUAUCAUCCAGGUCCCCAUUGAUGAGAUGGUCUUGGAUAAUGUAAAGCAAUACAUCGAACUGGGACUAGAUGUACCGUCUCUACCUUUCGAUAAUGUCUGCAGUUUUGGUCUGCAGGGGAGUUCGGACUAUUAUCUGCUAGGUGAUACGUUCUUACGUUCUGCCUACGUAGUCUACGACCUUACCAACAAGAAGAUCGGUCUCGCUCAGGCCAAUCUUAAUAGCACUGAGAGUAAAAUUGUGGAGAUCACCAAGUCUGGUAUUCCCGACGCUAGUGGUGUCGCUUCCCAGGUCAUCGCAACACAGACAGCUGGGAGUGGUAAUUCGUCUUCCGGGACCUCUUCAGACACGCCUGGUAGUGAGACCAGUGAGGGAGCCAGUUCUAGAGUUGUGCCUGCACCCAGCUGGGAGGUUCUAGUUAUGGUCAGUAUGGCAAGUCUGAGCGGCUUAAUGGGUGCUGGGCUAGUCAUGUUAUAGACGGGAUAAUUAAUUACCACAACACGGCAAAACAUACUUUAUCUACCUAGGUAUAGAGAUUUGCUUAGAGGAACAGAGGCUUGAUGAGCGUUGAACCUAGCAGAAGUCAUGAUACCCCAGAGAUGUGUAGAAACAGACGGGUUCACGUUGUACUAUAGACUUUCUUACAUAGGUACUCUUAAACGAGUAUCUUUAUUUUUGCCCUUAACAGUGUUGACGCCGAGAUGGUGACUUCCUGUAUAUACAUAAUAAUAGGUUGAGCGAUGAAAUAUAUAUUAAUUGACCAGAGCUGUAAUGAGGCUCAUACUCCAUUCCCAUG